CCGUAGACCCCUCUGCAUAUUUUUACUGGAGAUGGAUACAGCCUGGCGGUGAAUGGGUUAAGGAGCGGGGGUCCAUAUUCCUCCUUUCCUUAUCGCCAUGAUGAACAAAUGAACUCUCGGGGAAUGAAAUUAAAAUUUCAUAAAGGAGAAAAAGUUCUUUGUUUUGAACCCGAUCCAGAAAAGGCCAAAGUGCUCUAUGAUGCAAAGGUUGUUGAUAUUGUCCUAAGGAAAGAUGAUCGGGGAAACCGGGUGCCGCAGUACCUGAUUCACUUUAACGGUUGGAACAGAAGUUGGGACCGUUGGGCUGCUGAGGACCAUGUUCUGCGAGAUUCAGACGAAAAUCGAACAUUACAGCGUAAACUGGCGCGCAAAGCUUUGGCUCGCAUGAAGAGAAAGGGAUGGAGGAAACGACGCUGUCGUUUACCUGGUGUUAAUGCAGCUCUAAAGCCCCUUCCAGAAGAGGAAGAGGAGGAGAGCGAUGACACUUCUUUGAUCUCAUCAUCUGAUGAUAGUGACGAGGACGAUUCAGAAGACCCUGAAUCUUUAAAAAGCGGAGAAAGCGACUCGUCUGAUGAUUUAGAUGAAAUGAGGGAGGAGCAGGAAGCUCACGCCAAACGGGAGGGUGAAGAGAAGACGGUCUCUGUCAGCAUUGAUAUUCCUGACAUUCUCAAGAAGAAGCUGGAGGAUGACUGCUACUACAUCAACAAGAGGAAAAAGCUGGUCAAGCUUCCGAGUCAGAUGAACAUCGUGAAUAUCCUGGAGUCGUACGUGAAGCACUUCACCCUCAACGCGGCUUUCUCUGCCAACGAGCGGCACCGCCAUCGCCAGGCAUCUGCCACGACGGACACCGGGCCUCAACCUAUACCACCCGAGAAGAAUGAGGACCUCUGUAAGGAGAUGGUGGAUGGACUGAGGAUCACGUUUGACUUUACUCUUCCCAUGAUCCUCCUUUACCCCAAUGAGCAGGCUCAGUUCAAGAAGGUCACCUCCUCCAAGUUCGUUAUGCCAGUCAACGAGCCGUCGGCAGGUCCCAGCAGAGCUCUGCAGGAGCGUUCCCCCAGCCCUGGCGCCAACCCCUCCACCCCUCAGUCCGUCGACAGCCAGCCGGCCGGGAGCGAGACGUCCACUGGGCCGCCCCUGUUUGUCCUGGGCCACGCGGGCACCCCCAAACGACGACGCGGCCCCACCUCGGUGGCGGAGGCGGCCGAGUGGGCACAGUCACUGCGCCGUUCCACCCGCCACACGUCCGGGGGAGAGCGAGAGGGAGGAGGAGGUGGGGGCAGCAGCAGCAGCACCUCGCCCCCACCCAAACGCCGCCUGGGAGACAACUACGGCACUUUGCCCAAGUUCUUCCUGAACCUGGAGAGGAAGACCCCUGUGGACAGCGGGUCCUCCUCCCCAUUACCGUUGACGCCAAGCAAAGAUGGCAGUGGUGUGUUCGCUGGGCUGGGCACACGCAGGAACAAUGAGCUGAAUGAGGUGUUGAGUUGGAGGCUGACUCCUGACAACUAUCCUCAGAGUGACCAGCCCCCUCCCCCUUCAUACCUCUAUGGGUCUCAGCAUCUGCUCCGCCUGUUUGUGAAACUGCCAGAGAUCCUGGGGAAGAUGCACAUCCCCGAGAGGAACCUCCGAGCACUAGUUAAACACCUGGAGCUGUUCCUCAGGUUUCUGGCCGAGUUCCAAGAGGACUUCUUUCCGGAGUGUGCUUACGUGUCGGCCACUGAGGCGCACUACUGCAUGAAGCAGCCGCACGCCACCUUCUGAGCACGCUCUUGAACUCUGACCCCUUACCAGUGGCCCUUCACCUCAGGACUGAAGGCAGCCCUCCGUGUGGCACUUGCUCUGCCCUAAUCCAGCGUCACCCCUGUGCUUCACCUCAAGCUGCAAGACUCGAGCGGUGGACUGGACGACAUGUCAAUCGAUUGGAUGUCCACUUCCUGUUUUUGGCUGAGAGAAGGAAGGAGGGAUUGGUGUGGAUUUUUGUUUCUUCUUCACUGUAAUGUUUUGUUUUUUUUUGCUUUCCAUCCUCAAAGACUUGUCUCUUCUUCUGUGGCGUCUCAUCUCUCACCUCUGCUGCCCGGCUCUUUUGCCCCGCCAACUAGACGGCCCCAAAAAAAAAAAAGACAUUUCCAGAAGAAAGAAUCGAACUUGUGUGAUGUGAGAGAAGUGUGUGUUGGCUUUGCCUACAAAGAACUGAGCUGUGUGUGUGUGUGUGUGUGUGUGUGUGUGUGUGUGUGUGUGUGUGUGUGUGUGUGUGUGUGUGUGUGUGUGUCUGGUGCUCCUGUAGGCAUCAAGAGCUAAGACUGUUUGAUGUGUCUGAAACAGCCUGAAACAUUGCGUCUGCUGUGCUUUUGUUUUUGGUUGACAAUUGUUUUGAGCCGAUUUCCCCAUUGUUAACUUUUCAAAUGCUGGCAUUAGAGUGGAUGGGUACAGAAGGUACAGUAAGACGAUCCACAUGUCUGUGUGUACUUGUUACUUGUAUGUGUUCAUUUAGAGGCUCUUUGUAGUCUUUGAGAUGGUUGUUCGCAGUUGUAUUCUAAUGCACUGGCUGUUGUAUUCUAAUGCACUGGCUGUUGUGUAUUUCUCUUAUUUUCCUGAGGCACAGUUUAGGCGAUAAUUGGAUAUGCAUGUGACUGUUGUAAAAUAUACAAUACAUUGUGCUUCAAUACAAAAUGAUAUUUUUUA
Molecule: messenger RNA, 2685 nt
Organism: Clupea harengus (Atlantic herring)
Lineage: Eukaryota; Metazoa; Chordata; Actinopteri; Clupeiformes; Clupeidae
Product: MSL complex subunit 3
Biological process (GO): chromatin organization; regulation of DNA-templated transcription
Cellular component (GO): NuA4 histone acetyltransferase complex; nucleus; MSL complex
Source: RefSeq, a predicted model, not a curated record